This is a messenger RNA of Gossypium arboreum, 905 nucleotides long. Its product is annotated as eukaryotic translation initiation factor 1A-like. Gene Ontology annotation, cellular component: cytoplasm. The transcript has 2 exons. Gene Ontology annotation, molecular function: RNA binding; translation initiation factor activity. Gene Ontology annotation, biological process: translational initiation. Lineage: Eukaryota; Viridiplantae; Streptophyta; Magnoliopsida; Malvales; Malvaceae. The record is from RefSeq and is a predicted model, not a curated record. Bases 248 to 676 code for a protein of 142 amino acids.
AAACCUUAAUAUUCCAAUCAUAUCCGCUAAAAGAAAAGUCCAGUCGGAUCUAAUAAAAUUCGGGCAGGGCAAAAUUACUAUAAAACUUUUGUAGACUCUUCGUUUCGAAGCUAGUGUUUGGCCUUUGGUGACGAAGAAUCAGAUUGGUUCUAUAAGCUUCUCUCAUCUUCAACUCUUGACUCUCAAGUGUUUUACUCUACGCAGCAGAAGCAGAAGUCAAAAAGGCACAAGGCUAUAAGAAGAGACCAUGCCAAAGAACAAGGGGAAGGGAGGAAAGAACAGAAAGAGAGGGAAGAAUGAAGCUGAUGAUGAAAAGCGCGAACUCGUGUUCAAGGAAGACGGCCAAGAGUAUGCCCAAGUGCUUCGAAUGCUAGGCAAUGGCCGGUGUGAAGCCUUGUGCAUCGAUGGUACUAAGCGCCUUUGCCACAUCCGUGGGAAGAUGCAUAAGAAGGUUUGGAUUGCUGCUGGUGAUAUAAUCCUUGUUGGGCUUCGUGACUAUCAGGAUGAUAAGGCUGAUGUGAUCCUCAAGUACAUGCCUGAUGAAGCGAGGCUCUUAAAAGCCUAUGGUGAGCUCCCAGAGAAUACGCGUCUCAAUGAAGGCAUUGUCGAUGAGGAGGAUGAAGGAGGUGCAGAUGAUUAUGUUGAGUUCGAAGAUGAAGAUAUAGACAAAAUCUAGGGUUUUGGAAUUGGUUAUGUUUGAAUAAUGUGUUUAAAUGUUAGAAAAGGGAUAUUGUUAAUGUUGAUGGAUGCUGCUAAGAAGCCUGCAAAUACCUGGGAUUUAUCCCAGAAUGCAUAAGUUUGCAUUUGUAAGAGGUGAAUGUUCAUUCUUAGAUGUAAUGUUAAUUUUGCUCAAACUGUGUUCCAUAUCUCAAAUUUACUAAUGACAGUUAAGCUUAUUUUGAGCA